CCGGCCCGGCCCUGCGCGGCAGCAUGGCGGGCUCAGGCCCCAAGCGGCGCGCAGCGGCGGCCACCCUCCCGGCGAACGAGGAGGAGGAACGGCAGGCGCGGGAGCGGAUGCUGGCGGCGCGGGGCGCGGACGGCGCGGAGGGCGAGGUGACCCUGCAGCGCAACAUCACGCUGCUGAACGGCGUGGCCAUCAUCGUGGGCACCAUCAUCGGCUCGGGCAUCUUCGUGACGCCCACCGGAGUGCUCAAAGAGGCGGGCUCGCCCGGGCUGGCGCUGGUGGUUUGGGCCGUGUGUGGCGUGUUCUCCAUCGUGGGCGCGCUCUGCUACGCCGAACUGGGAACCACCAUAACCAAGUCGGGCGGCGACUACGCCUACAUGCUGGAGGUGUACGGCUCGCUGCCCGCCUUCCUCAAGCUGUGGAUCGAGCUGCUCAUCAUCCGGCCCUCCUCGCAGUACAUCGUGGCGCUCGUCUUCGCCACCUACCUGCUCAAGCCGGUCUUCCCCACCUGCCCUGUCCCCGAAGAGGCCGCCAAGCUCGUGGCCUGCCUCUGCGUGCUGCUACUCACGGCCGUGAACUGUUACAGUGUGAAGGCCGCCACCCGCGUCCAGGACGCCUUUGCUGCUGCCAAGCUGCUGGCACUGGCCUUGAUCAUCCUGCUCGGCUUCAUCCAGAUCGGGAAGGGUGACGUAGCGAAUCUGGAUCCCAAGUCCUCCUUUGAAGGCACCAAGCUGGAUGUGGGGAACAUCGUGCUGGCGCUAUACAGCGGCCUCUUUGCCUACGGGGGAUGGAAUUACUUGAAUUUUGUCACAGAGGAGAUGAUUAAUCCCUACAGAAACCUGCCCCUGGCCAUCAUCAUCUCGCUCCCGAUCGUCACCCUGGUGUACGUGCUGACGAACCUGGCCUACUUCACCACACUGACCCCCGAGCAGAUGCUUACCUCGGAGGCCGUGGCCGUGGACUUCGGGAACUACCACUUGGGCGUCAUGUCCUGGAUCAUCCCCGUCUUCGUAGGCCUGUCCUGCUUCGGCUCCGUCAACGGGUCCCUCUUCACGUCCUCCAGGCUGUUCUUCGUGGGGGCCCGGGAGGGUCACCUGCCCUCCAUCCUCUCCAUGAUCCACCCGCGGCUGCUGACGCCUGUGCCCUCGCUGGUGUUCACGUGCGUCAUGACCCUGCUCUACGCCUUUUCCAAAGACAUCUUCUCCGUCAUCAACUUCUUCAGCUUCUUCAACUGGCUCUGCGUGGCCCUGGCCAUCGCCGGCAUGCUCUGGCUUCGCUACCAGAAGCCGGAGCUGGAGCGGCCCAUCAAGGUUCACCUGGCCCUCCCAGUGUUCUUCAUCCUGGCCUGCCUCUUCCUGAUCGCCGUCUCCUUCUGGAAGACCCCUGUGGAGUGUGGCAUCGGCUUCACCAUCAUCCUCAGCGGCCUGCCCGUCUACUUCCUUGGGGUCUGGUGGAGAGACAAGCCCAAGUGGCUGCUUCAGAGCAUCUUUUCCACGACCGUCCUGUGCCAGAAGCUCAUGCACGUGGUUCCCCAGGAGACGUAAGCGACCAGAGCCAGGAGGCCGCCCUGAGAGAGCGACUCGGUCCCACCAUCCAGGCAGCUCCUCCGGGGCCUCUGCUGUCCCUGCCCCGGGAGGCGGCCGGGCCACAGUGAACCCUGGUACGAAUUUAGUCCCCGAAGGCGGACGUCCGCGGAUACCUCUCGAGCAUGGAGGCAGGAACCUCGGACCAAGGAGGCCGCAGGCUUCCUCCCAAACUGGGCCUCCUCCCUUCUCACCUUCGUUUAUUUGUAUUAUUUUUUUUUUAACUUAAGUCUUGGGUCGGGUUGACAUUACCAAGACAAUUAUUUUUUAAAGAAACGGGGUGGAAAACUUUUCUCCCCGAACGCUGUCUGCAGCACAGUGUUCCUCCGAGGGGCCAGGUCCUGUCACCGGAUUCUGGACGGUGGACUGGACACAUGUGCUUGGCUUCCCUGUUUCUCCGUUGUAGAUGCAGUGACUUCGUAAAACUAACCUCCGGGCUUACGUCUCGUUGCCUUAAAGCCCUGCGCUAACUCCCUCCCCUCCCCCGGAGAAGAGAAAGAAUGCCUAGAGGCUUGUAGAAGCAGGGGCUUUGGGCUGGUGGACAGCGGUGCCCUGGCACCUGCUGUGGGCAGGGGGCUCCAAGCAGAGGUCGGGGCAGCUGGGCGACCCCGGACCUCCCAUCAGCACAUGCAGUUGUGGGGGGGGUGCGGGGGGCUGCACCCUGUGACACACAACAUCUCCAAGGUCCUGUCUGUACAUCCCACCCUGGACGCCAGCCUGAGCAGCGGCCCGAGGAGUCCGGUGGCUCCUGUGGUGGGUGGUGGGUAGUGCAGCCUCGGGCCUGUUCUGCAUCAGCUUUGGAAUCAAGCUCUAGUUCUUUCAAAGCCUCACACUUGAAAUCUGUAAGCAGACGCCUCGACCCCUUAGGGGCUUCUCAUCUGUGUCCCAUGAGGCUGCACCGCCCCCAACCCGAGGCCUCAGAGGCUGGGUUGCAGCCCUGGCAGCUCUCUGGGGUGCUCCCAGCUCCCUGGCUAAGGCCUCGCCGGCCCCGCCCCCAUCACCUGUCCCCGGCGCCCGGCCUCAGCUGCACCUGCUCCGGAGGCCGCCUGAGUCCUGCUAGGGCCAGCACACACGCCCGGCCUCCCCCUGCCCCCAACAAGAGGCUGUGCUUUUGUUGUUGUGGUUCCCAUAGAGUUCUUCCCGGGAGACAGCCAAGGGCCAGAAGCUCGCCUAGCGUUUCUGGGCGGGCUUUCUGUCUUCCACGGAGCCCACUUGGGCAGCAGUGUCAUCCGCGGUCAGUCUCCCUCUAGGCCCUGCCUUGGCCUCUGACCCCUGACCUUCCCGUCAGGGUGGGGUUGAGCCGAGCCUUUGGGCCUCAUUGCUCAGCUGCAGCCGAAGAAGCUGCUGCUGGUUCCCAGGGGCCACGUGAGUUCCGCGUGGCCAUUCCAGCCGUCACCCGCCUGGACUCCAGGGCCCCACGUGGUCCGAUGGGCCCAGAGAGACCCAACAAGCAGCUUGGGGGGCCCGGGAUGGACAUUGAGGCUGAAGUGGAGGCAGCCAGAUGUCCAGCCCUCCCAGCCCAUGCUGGUCAGGAGACCCUGCCAGCCUGCGGCUCCUGACACAGCAUCCACUGGCGUCUCCUCACCAACCGAAUCCUCCCAGGCCACGGUCCACACGUCUGGGGCCCAGCUCAGCAUCUGGAGGCAGAAUGUCACCGAGGAAGCCAGAGGCCUGACGUGAGACUCUGCUGGGGCCUCAGUUUUCUCGGGCGUACACGGGGCACUGCCCUCUGCCUCUCCACGGGGCUCUAGCAGCCUCAUGGCAGAUUUCGGCCUCCUCCCACGGGGCUCUGGGGGCGGCACUUGGGUUUCCUCAUGGUCCACACCACCGGCCCUCGAUGUGACCUGGCAGAGCGCAGGGGCCAGGUGACUGUGUCCAGAGCGUGGUGGCCUCCUGGGGGUGGGGUACUGUCACCCCUGCAGGGGCAGGGGGCCCUGAGCUCUGUUUAUACUGAAAGACCAGGGGUGUGGCUCCCCAGCAUCUGUGAAGGCAGGUUGGGGGCCCAGGCUGCAACCUUGGGGCUCUGGAGCCCAGGCACCCUGGUUCUGCCACGUCGGCCUUCUGGGCCAACUCCACUCCUGAUCACACUACUGACAGGUGUCCUGAGCGUUCCUGCUUGUGGGUUAAUUUUAUUUUUAAGCCAGAUUUUGGCAUAACAGGCGAGUGUGUGUCCAGCCGUGUGCUUUACUUCACCCUCACGUCUCCCUGAUGGGAGGGCACCGUGUUUAUUUAUUGUGGGGCGAUGUGCAGCCGUGCUGCCCCUUGGGUUCCGGCCGCGUCAGCUGCCCACCACAAUGUCGCGUGUGUGUGACUUUGCGCCUUUCUCUUCUGUUAACGCUGUUAAUGCUAACGUGUUACGCUUAGCUGGUUUGGGAUGGGGAGUUGUGUGUUUUGUUGGGGGAAUUUGUUUUUUAAGAAUUGGAAUUAUAAGCACU
Messenger RNA from Dama dama (fallow deer), 4015 nucleotides. RefSeq names its product solute carrier family 7 member 5 (gene SLC7A5). Gene Ontology annotation, cellular component: membrane. Lineage: Eukaryota; Metazoa; Chordata; Mammalia; Artiodactyla; Cervidae. The coding region runs from base 24 to 1541 and encodes 505 amino acids. Gene Ontology annotation, molecular function: L-amino acid transmembrane transporter activity; neutral L-amino acid transmembrane transporter activity. The record is from RefSeq and is a predicted model, not a curated record. Gene Ontology annotation, biological process: neutral amino acid transport; amino acid transmembrane transport. The transcript has 10 exons.